Messenger RNA from Oncorhynchus keta (chum salmon), 1910 nucleotides. Its product is annotated as ras-related protein Rab-7a-like. Gene Ontology annotation, molecular function: GTPase activity; GTP binding. The record is from RefSeq and is a predicted model, not a curated record. Gene Ontology annotation, biological process: phagosome-lysosome fusion; endosome to lysosome transport. The coding region runs from base 340 to 957 and encodes 205 amino acids. Gene Ontology annotation, cellular component: lysosome; late endosome; phagocytic vesicle. NCBI's taxonomy places the organism in Eukaryota, Metazoa, Chordata, Actinopteri, Salmoniformes, Salmonidae. The transcript has 6 exons.
CAAUGGAAUAAUACAUAAAUAAAUUAUAUAUAUGCAUGUACACUUAACGUCAGCCCCUUGUGACUGGAACCCAAAUGCGUGUUCACGAGAGUCAGCAGGGUAAAAGAGUUGCGCAAAUUUGCUUCGUGGAAAGUCCAAUCCAGGUCUGCUACAGAUCAGAUAAUAUCAGCACCCUGCCCCGACCGACUCGUGAACAAGCUGCAUACCGUCUGAUAAAAAACAGCAGAGGGUUGUAUGUCUAGACAUUACCAGUUUUAAUCAAAGUAGUUAGUUAAUGAGAAUUAUUCAGGAGAACAACAGUUCUCUCUGCAUCUGUCUGACGCCAGAGUAAAAGCAAAUAUGGCGUCUCGGAAGAAGAUUCUACUCAAGGUGAUAAUUCUUGGAGACUCAGGAGUUGGGAAGACCUCUCUCAUGAACCAAUAUGUGAAUAAGAAGUUCAGCAAUCAGUAUAAGGCCACAAUCGGUGCUGACUUUCUUACCAAAGAGGUGAUGGUGGAUGACAGGCUUGUGACAAUGCAGAUCUGGGACACUGCAGGGCAGGAGAGAUUCCAGUCAUUGGGCGUUGCUUUCUAUCGAGGUGCAGACUGUUGUGUCCUCGUGUACGAUGUUACUGCGCCAAACACCUUCAAGACUCUUGACAGCUGGCGAGACGAGUUCCUGAUUCAAGCCAGCCCCCGUGACCCAGAGAACUUCCCAUUUGUUGUGCUCGGCAACAAGAUUGACUUGGAGAACAGGCAGGUGACGACCAAGCGAGCCCAGGCAUGGUGUACGAGUAAGGGCAGUAUCCCAUAUUUCGAGACAAGUGCGAAGGAGGCCAUAAAUGUUGAUCAAGCCUUUCAAACUAUUUGCCGAAAUGCUCUCAAACAGGAGUCAGAAGUGGAGACUUAUGACUUCCCAGAUCAGAUCAAACUGAGGGAUGACAGACCAGCCUCCUCUAGUGAUGGCUGCAGCUGCUGAGGAAGGGAGGAAACAUGACAGAUAUACACAUUGAUGUUUGAUUGAAGGGGGAUUACAAUACUGUACAUUCAUACCAUUUUAUGUCUUCACAUAUGCAAGAUCUCAGAUGAAAAAUGCUAACCCCCCCCCUGUUCUCUUUGAAGUUCAUGUGGCAGGAACUGAAACAUCAGUUACAUCAAUAUCUGUAUUUUCACCAAGACAACUGACUUUGUAUUUGUCAAACAUUUUGUUUUUGAUACUCAUCAGUCUUGCAAUAAUGUAUGUUAUGUCUGGGAGACAUCUGAUGCAUUCUCCCUUAUCAACGUGCCUUUAUUUCCUUGUGGUCUCUGUGCUAGCUCACUAGGUUUGUCAUUGCAAUCACAUCUAUAAUGGUUCCUCUUUAAAGAACUUGGUGUCACAUUUAUCUGCACUACUAUUGCAUUUCCUCUUUAAGGUGAAGACCUAAGUACAGCAUAUUUGCCUGAACAAUGAAGAAAGACAGUUUUAAGCUGCUGAUCAGAAAUUAUGUAAAUUGUACAAAUGGGACUCAAGUUUGACGGUGUGUGUUUGUGGGGAGAGAGGAAACAAAGCUAUCACUAGAAAAUCAAAUACGAUCAGCAGUGUGUGCUUUCUAAUAUGGAUAAUGCAGUCGGAGGGAAAUUCCUGUUAUCAAGUCUUGUUCCAAACUGGACAUCUUGUUAGAUGAGAGUUGAAAUAGCUUUUCCCAGUUUAAGGUGUUAGGAUGUGCUUUGGCCUGCAAAUGUAUCAUAGAUAAGGCAGCAUCUCACACAAUCUGACCUCUUAUUUUUUGCUUUGUAUAAUAUAAAUACAACUAUAUGAACGUCCUCAUCAAUUUUACAUAAUUUUAUAAAUUGUUAUGGUUGCUGUAAGUAGAAGUUGAAGAUAUCUUAAUAUAAAUGGUUAAAUAAUUUCCUGACAGUUGAAUAAAAAGGUACAAUUAUGACUAAAUACUA